This is a messenger RNA of Apiotrichum porosum, 429 nucleotides long. RefSeq lists its product as uncharacterized. The transcript has a single exon. Bases 1 to 429 code for a protein of 142 amino acids. The record is from RefSeq and is a predicted model, not a curated record. Lineage: Eukaryota; Fungi; Basidiomycota; Tremellomycetes; Trichosporonales; Trichosporonaceae.
AUGACCCUGUUCCGCAUUCAGCCUCGCCUCCCUGCGACGCUCCGCAGCCACGCCGACCAGAUGGCAAAGGGCCGCACCUCGUUUGAUCUCAAGCUGCGCAGAGACGGCCUGGUCCACCCGAUGCCUGUUGGAGCUUCGUACACGACCCCGAACGGCAUGUCCCUCCGUCCCAUUGGACCCAACAUGGAUCGCAUUCUCCGCAACUAUCCAGGCAGCCCCAUGGUGUAUGGUCUUCAAGAGGGCUCGAGGCUCCCCGAAGACCUCUGCGUCGUCCACGAACGUGGCGACCACUACUCGCUGCAGACCACUCGGCCCGUGACGCUCGCGCAACUGAACACGACUAUGACGGCGUUCCUUGAGAGCCUACCUUACCAGACUGCUGCGCAGUUCCUCGAGUGGCGCGAGGACGAAGACGACCAGGACAACUAG